This is a messenger RNA of Topomyia yanbarensis, 696 nucleotides long. RefSeq lists its product as uncharacterized. The record is from RefSeq and is a predicted model, not a curated record. Lineage: Eukaryota; Metazoa; Arthropoda; Insecta; Diptera; Culicidae. The transcript is spliced from 4 exons. The coding region runs from base 97 to 528 and encodes 143 amino acids.
UCGAAUCGAGCAGGCUUUGGCGCGAUGCAUCAAACGAUGUUUUUGUUUAAUUCCAACACAGCUUAGGAAGCAAUCACAGAAGCGGAGUGGCAAAAAAUGAAGCCCAGACUUGAACGGUUUGCCAUAGUAAACGGAUACCUGUUGGGAUUUGGAGCCUUGAUGUUCUACUCGGUGGCAAGCUAUUUUGUGAUCGCAAAGAAGCAGUACUGGAAGGAGAUUUUUUUCGAUUUUGAAGGUGGUACGAAUGCAUUAAAUCGAACAAUCAUUGCAAUCGUUCUUUCCAUACCUGCACAGUUUGUUCUGCUAACGGGGCUUCUACACAAACGAGCAUCUUCCAUUAACUGGUAUGGAAUAAUUUGCUUGAUGCAAAUGCUGUUCGCCAUAGUGAUGGCUAUUAAAAUUCCUGGAGGUGAAAAUUUCAUUGUACACAUAGUGCUAAUCUCUGGUUAUAUCGGAAUGUCCUUGAUGACGCUAAGCCUGUUGUUCACCGGUCACGAAAGAAGAUCUUUCGUGAUAGUAGAUCCGUGAUUAUCUGUUCACUUUUUUUGGAGGCCGGUAAAAAUACGUGAAUGCGAAUUAAGCUAUACAUCUAUACUUUUCCGCUCGCUAGCAGUAACGGUGAAUUUAAACUUAAUUUGUCCGUUAUUUUUCGUAAGAAAGCGAACUAGUAGCGCAUCGAAGAGCGCCAAAAAUACG